AUGGCUUUUCAUGGCUCGCACUCAACGCCGGAUCUGUUCAUAAAUCCAUCAUCUGGCCGUGCGCUCUCCAACCCCCCGUCCUCCAGCUUGGACGCCGCCCCGGUCGAUCGAUCCCCCGGUUUCAAGACCCUGCCGCUGCUGCCGGCCCUGGCGGCCCUUGACAUCCCCUCUUUCGACCUGGUCGGCGAGUUUGAGAAGUCCUUCAGCCUCACCACCACAAUCGAGGACCUCUCCCCACGACCCGCCACGGCAACGGACAGGACCCUUCGAGUGGAAUCUCAAGACAACCGCGAUAACGAGAACAAGACGGCGGCCGGUGCCAGGGUGUUGGACGGUCACGCCCGCACCAGGAGCAAAUCAAUGGUCGACCGUCCGCUCUCGUGGCUUCCGAGCUCAAAAUCCAGUCCCAACGUCCGAGCCAGCAAUCAUGAGCACCGCUCCAAGAGGUUGAGCAGACAGAAUGUAGUAGGCGCCUCUGCUAAAAGCACCCCUCCGGGGAAACCCUUGGAGAGGUCACGAACCGUCGAGUCGUUUGCCGAUUUUGCGAAACGGUCGUGGAUAUCCAAGCCGAGAUCUCCCUCGCCGCCCAGCAAGCCAGAGAAACCGCGGGACGCUGGCGGCGCUGUUUCCAUUGAAACUUCCAAGACAAAGGCAGCACCAAGUAGUCAGGCGGCCGCCGAUUCCUCAGUCCCUGACGAACCGUCGACCAGCAAAAGGAGUGCCUUGAACCGUGCCAGCAUAUAUCUAACAAGGAUUAAGCAAAAACCGCAAAACCUUCUGUCGAGGAGCUCUCCAUCCGUCACCCUCAAAGCCUCACUCGGACCAAGCGUGUCAUCGAACGAUUCCGACUGCCGGAGCCGGAGGUCCUCAACGCUGAACUCCGUCAGCGCGCCUGGCUCCCUGACGGCGGCGAAGAAUGCUUCCUACAACAGUGUCAGCUCGGCCACAUCGCGCGCUUCGUCCCAGAAAGCCGCGUCCGUUGAAACCGAUUUAGAUACCGACACAGCUACGGCGAGCAGCGCGUCCGAGAACACGUCCCAGUCCACCGUCGAAACGAGCGUGACGAUGCCGCACCCGACCUCCCGCGACCCUCUGUGGGCGACAUACCGUACCCUCGACAUCGAAUUCUCCCGGUUCGCCGCGAAGGGCUCGACGGCUGGGAGGAUGAGCGUUGUCCGGUCCAUUUUGGUGCCAUUCCUGCACAGCACGGCAUAUCACCCUUCAAACUCCAACCGGUCCAUCUUAUCUGCCGAGGACAUCGAUCGCAGAGCUACCGUUCUAAAUAAGUGGUGGAACGGCCUCUUGGGGAUGCUGGUGGGCACGAGUUCGAGGCUGCCGGCUGGCAUGGGCCAAGGCAUUGCCGACCUGGGUGUCAAUUUUCCGGUUCUGCAACCGGUCGCAGGCGUGGAUCGGCCGAUACUGCUGGAAGCAACCACCAUGAUAAUGAUGCGUCCAGAGUGGAGGGCCUGCAGCAGCCAGUUUCAGCCUCUGGCUGAGCGUUGCCCGGGGGAAAGGGUCCGGCCGAGGUCAGGGACUAGUUCGACCGUGGCGAGCGAUGUCGACUCGUUGCUGCUUGCCGAGUCGGCCGAGCACAACGUCCGGACCAUGUUUGUUACCAACCUGACGGCCCAAAUGGCGCUGGUUGUCGAGAAGCUGUCGCUGCGACACGCCCCGCUGAGUCUGGUCAACUGGUGCGGCAAGGCAUGUGCCUAUGCCUUCUUCUUUGUGCCCGGCAUUUCCGACGUGCUUGUUCGUCUGUGGGGCUUGAACGUGGACCUGCUGCGCAGAGUAGCCGAGGAGUUCGGGCUGCCAAAGAGAAGCAACGGCGAAAGCGACGACAUCGUCGCGUUGUUCCCGCAGCACUUGCACAAGCUGGGGUGGUCGUCCGCAAAAUCACUCGGGGACAAGCUGCGGGUGGCGGCGAAGCUCCCUCUGACCAUGGCCAAAAUUCACUGGCACGGUCCUUGGGUAUCGAGAUGGCGCGGCGGGGAUACGGACCUGGUCUUCAUCUUCUGCAAAUACUUCCACAUCCUUGCACAAGAGUUUAUGCCAGAAGGGCUUCCGCUGGUUGAAAAGGCACGGGCGCCAGCGUUCGUGCUAGUCCACGCCCAGCUCUUGUCUGUUUUGGACAGCACCAUCCACCGCCAGGCCUCCCUCGAUGCCAUGCUAGGUCCGCCGCUUUCCGACGUCAUCCACGGCGCUGACGCCGCCUUGACGGCUCCCCAGCUCUCGAGCAACCUCCUCAGGGGCAUGGAUGAGAAUCGGCUGGUUGUCUUGCUCAAGGACAUGCUGGCCGAGAACUCGUUUGGCGUCGCCCCGGAAAUCAAGCAUACUUUUGCGCAUGCAUUUGUAGCAGUUGCGAAGGCAGCCACGAAGCGGACCCCGCGUUUCCAACAGGCCUCGUGCUUCAUGCUCUGCGAUUUCCUUGAGGAGGCGCUGGUCGCACUCGACACGUUCCAGACCACGGCGAAUGCCAGCAUCGCCACCUCGCCGACGGAGAACACACCGUCUAGUUAUUUCGAGCCCGCUCGACCCGCUAACUACACGGAUUGGCCAUUCUGGUUCGAGGUGGGCAAAAUGAUCAUGGACUCCAACAAUACCAUGUCCGAAAUCCGCAUGUUGUCCUUCCUUUUCUCGAUCUGGGAUACCAUCGCAGCGGACCCUUCCCGCAAGGAGGCCGUGUGCUUGGAUUGGCUUUUGUCCGAGGACGUCUUUGCGAAGUUUUUCAACCACUGGUGCCCGAUGGUUCGUGCCUACUACAUGCGCUUGCUAUGCUGGCGAAUAUGCAGGGACUCCGGCAGCGCCAACGAGCUAGAUGUAAAAAUCUUUCUUGUAGUGUCUCAGAGGCUGAAGACGGUCUGGUCACACUACCUCUGGCUCAAGCAGGAUGCCGAGGCCAAAGGACGGAUGCAGCCGUCGACAGCGCCUUGUUAUCCUGCCCCCGGCAAGCGGUUUCUGAUCAUCAGGACCGAGGUGCAACCGCCACAACACUCCAUCCAACUUGGGUUCGACUCGUUUUCGAACGCAUUUCCUUAUCCAUAUCCGGCGCUUGACUACCGCAGUCCCGUCGCCGGGACUGGAGACAGCGCUAUUGGCAACGCUAAGACGGAUGGCAACUUGUCUUUCAAGAAGAGGUGGUCUCUCCUGGGCAAGGUGCUUCCGUUUGGGCCGUCGCAGGACAACCCAACUUUCGAGGGGAAACGUACCUGGGAGGAGGAGUUGGAACAGGCUCGCCGAGACACAGCUGCAUCGCGUCUUGCAGGCCGCAGAGGGAAAGCCCAUCCUCCAGAGUCGCCGGGCCCGCCAACUCCGCCGAAGCAGGCACCUUCGAGCGCCGUCACGCCCGGGUCUGACUCCGGCUCCUCCACCGGCUCCGCCCCAAUUUUCGAGGCCGCCUCAUUCGUCUUCCGUUUCACCCUCACGUGGCAGACAGGCCCUGGCGGUGCGCCGAUGCCGUGUCCGCCUACACGUGACCGGAUCCUGACGCGGCCUCGACUUCCGGCGCCCGCACAGGCUAGAGUCAGCGCUCGCUUGGCCGGCAUGAGCAGCCCGAGCGCGAACGGAGUGCCACUCUUGCGCAGCGACAGCCCGCCUCCUAUCGCGCCCGGUCUCCCGCCUGAGACCCGGAGGGUGAGCGGGCUUUUCCAGACGGGACUCAUCAGCGAAGCCCGGAACGCCAGGCCGCUAACCGUUGAUGACGAGCCACGUAGACUAUCUCUCACCAAGGAUGCCGAGAAGCGGCUCUCACUGAACAUCAGUAUUGCACCACUCCGACUACUUGACGGCGAGGACAAGGACGAUGGUAGGCUGGACGUACAGUCGCCGAUCUGGGUAUCUGGGUUCACUGGCCUAGACCCGGAGCGCGGCAGGUCGCUUGAAAUUGGUGCGGCGCCGGGACCUCCCCCUGCGGCGGCCACCAUCCGACCGGAACGGCCGACCGGUGUCUACGCGGCUGGCGCUGUCUACGCUGGACGGGCUCUGGCGGAAUGGAGCAUCGUGGUUGGCGAGUGCAAUAGCUUUGUCGACCGUCGGCGGGACGAAGGCGUCUUGGGGCUGAGCGAGGUUGAGGUGCCGAUUCUCGGGAUGGAAGGACUCGGGAUGCGAGCGCGAGGCUAG
Parathielavia appendiculata is the source of this 4116-nucleotide messenger RNA. Its product is annotated as DUF1765-domain-containing protein. The coding region runs from base 1 to 4116 and encodes 1371 amino acids. NCBI's taxonomy places the organism in Eukaryota, Fungi, Ascomycota, Sordariomycetes, Sordariales, Chaetomiaceae. The record is from RefSeq and is a predicted model, not a curated record. The transcript has 2 exons.